AUGGUGAUCUUUCUUUCAGGAAUUAUGUUUUUAUCUGUGAUUGUCCUGAUUCUCUACAGCUUCACUGAAUCUAAAUCAGAGAGUUUAAAGGUGUUUGGUCCAGAAGUUCCUCUUCAUGCUGUAGCUGGUGAAGAUCUGGUUCUGCCCUGUUUUAUCAAACCCAAUACCAGUGCUGUAGACAUGACAGUGAAGUGGUUCAAACUAGAGGCAGGGGUCUCAGCAGUUCAUCUCUAUAAGGAUCAUCAAGACAGAAAUGAAAAGCAAGCGAAGUCCUACAUUGGAAGAACAUCAUUGUUCAAAGAGGAACUACAGAAAGGCAACGCUUCACUUAAACUCUCUGCUAUCCGAGUCUCUGAUGAAGGAGAAUAUACGUGUCUAAUUGAGGAUAAAUCCUGGUCUGAUGACAUUGCUGUUCAUAUCUUUGUCAAGGCUCAUGGAAGUCACCCAGUGAUCACGAUGGAGAGUUAUGAUAAGUCAGGAGGGAUUAAUCUAGUGUGUGAGUCCAGAGGCUGGAACCCUGCACCUGAGGUUUGGUGGCUGGACAGAGAAGGAGACACUCUGCCUGCGGAAGAGACACAGAUACACAGAGACACUGAGGGCUUCAAUCUUAAACGCCGCAUCACUGUUCAUGAUUAUAAUGACUCCAACAGAUUUACCUGUAGAUUUCAACAAGCCAAUCACAUGAUGAAGACAGAGAUCAUCAUUAACAGGAAUGUCUUUCAUUUUUGGAACUGGGUGGUUGGAAUCUCAGGUUUAGCAUACUUGAUUGCUGUUGGAUCGAUUGUAACAACAGUUGUUUGUCUCCAAAAAGAGCAGCAAAGACAAAAGCUGGAAGCUGAAUAUAAAAAGAUGGAGAGGUUUGCAGAACUGCAGAGACAGAGGGUAGAAGAUGAGUUUGUAAAGAAGAAAAAGUGUGCAGUGGAUGUGACUCUGGAUCCUGAUACAGCUCAUUCCAAACUCGUCCUGUCUGAUGAUGGAAAAGAAGUGAGAGAAGGAGACGAGUGGCAGAAUCUCCCUGAUACACCACAGAGGUUUGAUUGGUAUUACUGUGUUUUUGGAAAGCAGAGUUUCUCCUCAGGGAGAUUUUAUUAUGAGGUGCAGGUCAGUGGGAAAACAUGGUGGAGAUUAGGAGUCGUGAGAGAGAACAUUAACAGGAAGGGGAGGAUUACACUGAGACCUGAGUAUGGAGUCUGGACUGUGGAACUGUGGGGUGGGAAUGAUUAUGAAGCUCUUGCUGAUCCCUCUGUCCCCCUCACACUGAGAGAGAAGGUGGAGAAGGUGGGGGUGUUUGUGGAUUAUGACGAGGGUCUGGUCUCCUUUUAUGAUGUGAACUCCAGAUCUCAUAUCUACUCUUUUACUGGUCAGACUUUCACUGAGAAACUCUAUCCAUUCUUCUGUCCUUGUGAUAAUGACAGAGGUAAAAAUGCAGCUCCACUGAUCAUCUCUCCUGUGUGUAACACUGAGUGAAUUUUCAGCUCACAGAUU
Messenger RNA from Clarias gariepinus (North African catfish), 1485 nucleotides. Its product is annotated as butyrophilin subfamily 1 member A1-like. The record is from RefSeq and is a predicted model, not a curated record. Gene Ontology annotation, molecular function: protein binding. Lineage: Eukaryota; Metazoa; Chordata; Actinopteri; Siluriformes; Clariidae. The transcript is spliced from 9 exons. The coding region runs from base 1 to 1467 and encodes 488 amino acids.